Molecule: messenger RNA, 3009 nt
Organism: Purpureocillium takamizusanense
Lineage: Eukaryota; Fungi; Ascomycota; Sordariomycetes; Hypocreales; Ophiocordycipitaceae
Gene: PCF11
Product: mRNA 3' end processing factor
Exons: 5
Coding region: 548-2593 (681 amino acids)
Biological process (GO): termination of RNA polymerase II transcription
Cellular component (GO): mRNA cleavage factor complex; cytoplasm
Molecular function (GO): mRNA binding; RNA polymerase II complex binding
Source: RefSeq, a predicted model, not a curated record
CCCAUCAUCGCCUUCGCCCAUCGCCCGACUCUUCCCCGUCCCCUUGCUCCUCUUCGCCGCAACCUCGGCCUCCGAGACGACUGUGACAAAAUCACCUGGCCAUUUGGCAACCGCCGUGACGCCCGGUUCGCAUCUCGGAGCACCCGACGCGGUGGCCCCCGAAGCAGCGUGCUGUGGCUGCGGCGCUUGCCCGACCCCACGAGCGACUUCCUGUAGAAAGCAGCCGUCCUCUCAAAACAACCCUGCAUGGUGUUAACCUGAGCUUUACGAGGCGCUACAAGGUGGUCCUGGGAUAUUGAGGUUGGUUCUAGACGUGGUGGAGGCUGCCCGGGCCUGGAAAGGCACUGUGGAAUAAACCUGAACCGCUUCUAAACAAUCUGCCUGCCUAUUGUUCAUUGUCUCGCUUCGCACCUGUCGCGGCGACCUGCAAAGCGGCCGGUAUACUGAAACCUGGCUCUGUCGAGCACGCCUCUUUUUGUCACUCGUGCGGCCCUCGGCAAUCGCACUGUCUGCUCUUCUAAACUCGGAGUCCCAAUCCACUUUGACCAUGUCGUCCGACGCGGAGGAAGUGGCGGAGGAUUACCGCCACGCUUUGGAGGACCUCUCGUCGAACAUGCGGUUCGAAAUCAGCAAUUUGACUGUGAUUGCUCGCGAGAACACGGAACAUGCCCUGGCCAUCGCCGAAGUGCUCCAGCAGCACAUUCUCAAGGCUGCUCCGAACAAGAAGCUCCCCGCCCUAUACGUUCUGGACUCGAUCGUCAAGAACGUUGGCACGCCGUACACUCUGUACUUUGGCCGCAACCUCUUCAAGACAUUCAUGGAGUCGUACGCCGUCGUCGAUCAUAAUAUACGCCGCAAGAUGGAAGAGAUGCUCAAGACGUGGAAGGACCCGGUUCCUGGAUCCAUGGACACCCGCCCCGUCUUCUCUCAUGAGCUGGUGCGCCCCAUCGAGAACGCCCUGAUGAAGGCGAGGGCGGCGAGCAUGCCUCCGCAAGGCCCAAUUCCCGGCAGACCGCGGUCUGCCAUGCUCCCGAAUCGAAACACGCCGACUCCGCCGGCCAUGCGUGGACAAGGACAACCUCCACCAGCGGGGCCGUACCCUCCUCACAUUCUUCAACAGUCGGUUAAUGGCGGUCGUCCUGGGGAGACAGCACCCGCUGCCUUUGGUUUCCCCGUACAGCAACAGCAGCAACAGCAGUAUCCACCACACUUGACGCCUCAGCCCGGCAUACCCGCUCAGGCCCUCUAUCAGCCUCCGUAUACCGGCUCGUACGGACAGGGGCUUCCGGCUCCGGUCGGGAUAAGCGUAGACACAUUGAGCAAUGACAUUCAAAACCUGAUUGUCGCGAUGAAGGCCGAGUUCACGCAGAAGCCGCAUGACGCCGGGGUUCAGAACAGAUUAAAAGCGCUGCUGGACCUGCAGGGGGUGAUGCAGCGGACGAGUCUUCCCCGGGAUCAGCUUGAGCUCAUUAAGAACAAAGUAACUGAACUUGCUGCCGUAACAUUGAGGCCUGCGUCGGCCCCGGGCUCUACUCAAGGCUCGACACUCGUACCGCCGAUGGCACAUGUUGCAGCGCCGCACUCUGCUUCUGUAACCCCAGCGCCGGCUGGCAACGCGCCGGUGACGUUGGACGGCCUUCUUGGUCACGGUGCUCUGGCAGCUCUCCUGUCGCGGCAGUCGGCCACGCCUCAGAACACGACGCCUAAUCCUCCAUACUCCAGCCAGGCAAUACGCUCGCCGCCGCCGCCGCCGGUUCAGGCCGAGCAGACAAAGCCGCCGGCUCCGACACAGGCACCGAGCGCAUUGUCUCUGCUCGAUCAGCUUCGCCAAGCGGGCGUGCUUCCCAAUGCGACUCCGCCAAACGCAGCCCCGGCUGUGGCACCGCCCCCCCCUGCGCAGGCCUCGAUACUGCCACCAAAUAUUGCCAGUCUGCUCUCCUCGGCAAAGGCCCAGGGGUUGACCGGCCUGGCUCCGCCUGUUGAUCCCGGGCUCAGCCCGGCCGCGUUGAAGUCUCAAUUCCGACCCGACGCAGUUGCCGCUCUCUACGAUAAGUUGGGGCCACCUUGCACCCAAUGCGGUCGAAGGUUCCGGACCGACGAAGAGGGCAGGAAGAGGAAAAUGGCACAUAUGGACUGGCAUUUCCGAGUCCACCAGCGCAGCACCGAGGCCGAGAAGAGGGGCACGCACCGGAGCUGGUACGUGGACAGCCAGGAUUGGUUAAAGUCUCGUGAGGUCAUCGACUCGGACCAUGUAGGCACCUCGGACAACUCGGCGUCUCAAAACGUCGAGGUCGACAAAGGACCAAAGUACAUUCCCGUCCCAGACCCCAGCAGCGGCAUCAACACGGUGUGCCCCAUUUGCCAGGAGCGGUUCGAGAACAAGUGGCUGGACACGGCUCAGGAGUGGGUAUGGCUCGACGCCGUGCUCGUGGGCAACCGGGCCUAUCAUGCCUCGUGCCACGCCGAGGCGACUAGAGAUCGCGAGGGCACGCCGGGCACAUCGCGACGGACGCCCGAGCCCGUGCUGGGCAAGCGCAAGGCGGAGACGAACAUUUCGUCGCCAAAGAUCCGGACCAUGAAGACGUCUGUUUAGGGAUACAGACUGUGGUGGACAUGAGAUUAGAGGAGGGGCUGGACACGGAUUGAUACCAGGAAUGGAGGGGCUUCACGGCAGGACUCAGGAGCGUUCAAGCUGGCGGAGGGGGUAGCGGCAUUGGAGCGGCAGCAUUGAUGAGUAGCAUGAACGGCGUUUUGGGGGCAUUGCUGAGGAGGCGGAGCAAUGGCUGGCAGGUGGGAGGAUGUGGUGGCGCACCGCGAGAGGUGCUUUCAAAGGUGUAAAUACCACGGACUUGCAACUUGGUCCCUAUCGCGAUGCUUGGGAGUGUUGGCGGUCCUGUUGCGAUGGAGAGUGGCAUAACGGGUGCAUACAAGAGCGUGCGUGACUGCUUCCCCUGUAGUCUCUUCACCGCUCUCCACAUACAAAUCAGAGGAAUCAGAUCAAUUGACGCA